GCCCCCGCCAGGCGCCAGCUUCCAAGUCCAAAUCCUGCAUUCCUCCUGCUCGUUCGUUCCCAGCUUCCUCCACUCCAAUCUGCAGUGCAGUUGCAGAUUCGCAGUCAACUAGCUCCUCUCCGGCUCCAGGAAGGGAGGGAGAGGUAGCCAUGGACGACGCAGAGAGAUCCCUGCAGCUGCAGGCGCCGGAGAGCUCCGUCGACUGGCGCGGCCGGCCGUGCCACCAGCAACGCCACGGCGGGAUGCGCGCCGCCGUCUUCAUCCUAGUGUUCCAGGCGUCGCAGACGGCGGCGCUGGCGGCGGUGGGGAGCAACCUCAUCACCUUCGUCUUCGGCGAGCUGCACUUCCCGCUGUCGCAGGCCGCCAACGUGGUCACCAACUUCGUCGGCACCGUCUUCAUCCUCUCCCCGCUCGGAGGCUUCCUCUCCGACUCCUACGCCGGAUGCUUCUGGACGCUGCUCGCAUUCGCCGCCGCCGAGCUCGCCGGCCUGGUAUUACUGGCAGUACAAGCACACCUUCCACAGCUCAAGUCGGCACCGUGCAACAUGCUGACAAUGGCGGGCAGCUGCGAGCCCGCCAGUGGGUCCAAGGCCGCCAUCUUCUUCGUGGCGCUGUACCUGGUGGCGCUCGGCACCGGCUGCGUCAUGCCCAACAUGACCACGUACGGCGGCGACCAGUUCGCCGGCGCCGCCGCGGAGAAGGAUGCCAGCAAGAGGCUCUCCACCUACUUCAACCUGUCCUACUUCGGCUACUGCGUCGCUGAGGUCGUCGCGCUCACCGCGGUGGUCUGGGCGCAGACGCGCUUCGGGAUGGCCGUCGGCUUCGGCCUCGCCGCCGCCGCCCUGGGCGCCGGCCUCGUCACCCUCGUCUCCGGCGCGGUGUUAUACCGGAACAAGCCUCCCCGGGGCAGCGUCAUCUUUACUCCUAUUGCAAGGGUUUUCGUGGCUGCAUUCAGCAAGAGGAAGCAAAUCUGCCCUUCCGGCUCCUCCAAUCCUGCCCACACUGCAGCCGGAGAUCCGGCUGUCGUCGACGGCGACGGCGACUUCCGCCACGCCAACAAGUUCAGGUUCUUGGACAAGGCGUGCAUCAGGGACGCGGCGGACACGGUGCCGGAGAGCGAGUGGCGGCUGUGCACCGCGGCGGAGGUGCAGCAGACCAAGACCCUCCUAGCGGUGCUGCCCAUCGUGGCGUGCACCAUCGUCACCAACACCGUGCUGGCGCAGCUGCAGACGUUCUCGGUGCAGCAGGGGAGCGUCAUGGACACCAGGCUAGCGCCGGGCUCCUCCUCCUCGUUCCGCAUCCCGCCGGCGUCGCUGCAGGCCAUCCCCUACGCCAUGUUGCUGGCGCUGGUCCCGGCCUACGAGCUCCUGCUCGUGCCGCUCAUGCGGAGGCUCACGGGCACGCGGUCCGGGAUCACCCCGCUCCAGCGCAUCGGCGUCGGCCUCUGCCUCGUCGCGCUGUCCAUGGCCUCCGCCGCGGCCGUCGAGCGGAGGCGCCGUGACGCCGCCUUGUCGUCCAGGCAGCUGUCCGUGCUCUGGCUCGUGCCGCAGUUCUUCGUCUUCGGCGUGUCGGAGCUGUUCACCAACGUGGGGCUCAUGGAGUUCUUCUACAAGCAGGCGGCGACCGCAGGCACGAUGCAGAUGCAGGCCUUCUUCAUGGCAUUCUUCUACUGCUCCUUCUCGUUCGGGUUCUUCCUCAGCUCCGUGCUCGUCUCGCUGGUGAACAGGGUCACGGCGAGCGGCGGCCGCCGGGGAUGGCUCGGCGACAAUGACCUUAACAAGGACAGGCUGGACCUCUUCUACUGGGUGCUCGCCGCGCUCAGCGUGCUCAAUUUCUUCUGCUACCUAUUGUGUGCCAGGUGGUAUAAUUCGGGUGCCGGCGGCUCUGAAACUGAUGAAGCUGUUGCCCCCGGCGAGAUCGCCUCUGAGGAGGAAGACGAUGACAAGGGGCUCAUCUGAAGAACACAGCAACGAGCAUGAUACUGAAAACUGAUGUAUAUGGUAAUACAGAUGUGCAAUCAUUCGACGCACAUCCCUCUUUUCUUACCCAAAAAAAAAGUAUACAAGGUCUCAUAUAUAUAAAAGAGUAGAUAUUAGCAUGCACACAAGGUUGCCGCGACAAGAGGAUAGGCUUAAGAUGUCAAUCAUGCCGCAUCGUCGUGUUACAUCUCAUCCGUGAACUAUUCACACAAACGACUACGUGGGCAUAGGUUUUUUUUUUUUUUUUUGGUUUGCAAUGCAUAGGUGUUUGAGUCUGUUUGAUCUGCACUAGAUUGUGGAAACUCGUUUGUAGCUUGUGGAAUUGUAAAAGGGUUUGUAGCUUGUGGAGUUGUAAAAUCUAAACAAAAAAAAUGGCUUGUUUGGAUCACAAGAUA
Messenger RNA from Sorghum bicolor (sorghum), 2374 nucleotides. Its product is annotated as protein NRT1/ PTR FAMILY 4.3. The coding region runs from base 150 to 1958 and encodes 602 amino acids. The record is from RefSeq and is a predicted model, not a curated record. Gene Ontology annotation, cellular component: membrane. Gene Ontology annotation, biological process: transmembrane transport. Gene Ontology annotation, molecular function: transmembrane transporter activity. Lineage: Eukaryota; Viridiplantae; Streptophyta; Magnoliopsida; Poales; Poaceae. The transcript has 5 exons.